UAGGAUUUGUUAGUUGCAGGAGGUGACACUGUUUCAUCAAUUAUUGAAUGGGCCUUUGCAGAACUUGCUAAUAAUCCAAAGGUCAUGAAGAAAGUACAAGAAGAGGUAAGAAGAAUUGUGGGUGGAAAAUCCAUGAUAGAGGAAAAUGAUAUAAAUCAAAUGAAGUACAUGAAGUGUGUAAUCAAAGAAGCUCUUAGAUUACAUCCACCAGGUCCACUUUUGAUUCCAAGAGAAACAGUAAAUAGUGUGGAAAUAAAAGGGUACCACAUUCCCAAAAAAGUAACCGUAUAUAUAAAUUUAUAUGCGAUUCAUAGGGAUCCUAAAUUAUGGGACAAUGCUGAAGAGUUUAUUCCUGAAAGAUUUGAAGGUAACCAACAAGUUGAUUAUAAGGUAAAAGAUUUUCAGUUGAUCCCAUUUGGAAUUGGGAGGAGGGGUUGUCCUGGAAUUUCAUUUGGGGUUGCUUCAGUUGAGUAUAUGAUGGCUAAUCUUCUCUAUUGGUUUGAUUGGAAGGUUCCUAAUAAUAAUAAUAAUGGUGCAUUGAUAGAUAUGAGUGAGAUGAGUGGGUUGAACGUUACCAAAAAACAACCACUUUAUUUGAAGCCAACACCUUAUUUAAUUUGUUAAGGAGU
Arachis ipaensis is the source of this 629-nucleotide messenger RNA. NCBI's taxonomy places the organism in Eukaryota, Viridiplantae, Streptophyta, Magnoliopsida, Fabales, Fabaceae. The record is from RefSeq and is a predicted model, not a curated record.